This is a messenger RNA of Juglans regia (Persian walnut), 360 nucleotides long. RefSeq lists its product as uncharacterized. Bases 1 to 360 code for a protein of 119 amino acids. The transcript has a single exon. NCBI's taxonomy places the organism in Eukaryota, Viridiplantae, Streptophyta, Magnoliopsida, Fagales, Juglandaceae. The record is from RefSeq and is a predicted model, not a curated record.
AUGGUUGGGAGAUCAAAAGUUGGUUCUUUCAUAAACGUACUGGACAGAAUGAAGAAGAGAGUAAACAACUUCAAGUUCAAGUCCCUCUCACAAGCUAGCAAAGAGAUUCUGUUAAAAGUUGUGGUCCAAGCUUUGCGUACCUAUUGCAUGAGUGUCUUUAAGCUCCCUGGUACACUUAUUAGACAGAUGAAUAGGGUUAUGCACAAUUUCUGGUGGGGACAGCAGGAGCAAGAGAGGAAGGUUCACUGGAUUUCUUGGCAUACGAUGGGGAAAGCCAAGUCAAUGGGAGGAUUGGGUUUUAGAGACAUUGAGAGCUUCAAUCUAGCAUCGUUGGCUAAGCAAGGUUGGCGCCUCAUUUAG